UUACUUCAUCACACAAAUUGUUGACUUACUUGCUGUUGAUUUGCCAUGCCAGGGUUCCAAAUAGGUUUUGUGGCUUUAUACUUGACGCCUCAUUGCUGAAACAUAAAAUCAUAAAAGGUCUCGGUUUUGUACACAAUGGGGUUUUUUGGUUGCUUGCACUCAUAAAGGUUAAGUAAAUUAUUUAGCUAGAAAAGUUUCCCAUUUCUGUUUAUACUUACUUUCUCUACAAUCGCAAUGCUACUGGCUACAAUGGGUCCUGUCAGGUUGUUUAACUGAAAAGAAAAAUUUGAAAAAGAAAGAGAUUUCAUGGCGGAUGAGAAGGAAAAACUCCUUAGCGGGGCAAGGGACAGUGUGGCAAACGAAACCACAGAUGAAGAUCAACACGAGACGCCUGAAGAGUACAAAUCAAGAUGGAGGACAAUUAGAAUCACUUACUUAACUAUGGCACUCAGUGCAAUGGAAUUUGCAAUUAUUUUACCGUCAAUCUGGCCUUAUCUGCAAAAGGUUGACCAAGAAGUCAAUGCUCAGUUUCUGGGUUUGGUAGUUAGUGGUUACAGCAUUUUUCAGAUUUUUGGUGCCAUUUUGUUUGGUGCUUGGUGCCAGUACCGUCCAGCUAUCGAGCCACUGUUGGCAAGCACUUCUCUUCGCUUUAUUGGGCAUUUCUUGUACCUGUGUGCUGAAAACUAUCCUGGUUUUGAUGGGAAAAUGUUGAUUCUGUUGGCAAGGCUUACUGUCGGUUUUUCAGCAGGAGAGGUAGCUGUUUGUCGCACUGUGGCAUCCCAGUCAACUGCAAAAGACGAGAAGAACAAUGCAUUGAAAUUCAUAGUUGCAUUGGAAGAAUUUGGCGCUGCAAUUGGUCCAGCUUUGCAAGCUGUAGCCGUACCCCUGCUGGGCAAAGGACUACAUUAUUCUUUUGUGAAUAUUGACAUUUUCAACAUUGCUGGAUGGAUCGGAAUAGUGACAGCAGUUUUCAAAAUUUUCAUCCUCCUUAUUUGGUUCAAAGAACACAACAUUGAUGUAAAAGAUAGCACAGGUGAUCUUCCAAAGCCAAACCUGUGUGCUGCUUUGGUUUCAAUAAUAGCCUUGUUCGUCCUUUAUUGUGAUAUUUCAAUGAUUGAAACGUAGGCUGAAGUUUAUAUUCAACUAAAUUUCAAUGAUAAUUUUACCAUUCUGGUAGCAUAAGGAUAGAAAAGAACAUUUGCAAGAGAGAGACAAACUUUAUCUAGACAAACUUUACGCAGAUCGGAUAGUAUUCUUUUGAUGUCGGUUCCGUUUACACGCUACCGGAUUCAUUUCAUAUCGGAUUCCUUUCAUACCAGAUAGGCCUUCUGUUUACACAAUGAGAACCCAAUCCGAAAUGCUUUCGCUCCGCUACAAAAGUGGUAUGAAACCAAUCCAAUAUGUAUCGGAUUGGGUUGAGUGCUCGGGUAAACGCUUGAAUCCUGUAUCAUUAUGCUACGCAGCCUCAGUUAAAAUCCCUGUGGCCUCAGCCCCACGUUUGGCGCGUUUUUUCAUUAAACUGUUGUUUCAUUAUUUAAAAACAAGAUGGAUGCUGAUAAAGUUAAAUUAUCCUUUACCACAAUGAUUGGUUUUGCAAACAUUUUUCAGAUAAGUAGGCACCUCGUGGAUCUUUAUUGGAGAUAUUACUUAUCUUUAAGAAGACUUUACACUCUAACUCUCCCAGUCUUUCCCUUGAAUUGAGAACUCGCUGCAUGCGAUCUGACGGUUUCUAGCAAUAGCUCAAUUUCUUGACCAGGCCAGAAAAAAUUUCUUCAUCAAUUUUCUUCCCUGCUCCCGCCAUUUUCCUGUUUCAGUCACCCACAUCAGUGCUCACAUGGCAAAGGAAAAGGUAGCUUUAUCCUUUCCAAUAGCACCACAGCAGCGCGUCUUGCAAAAGAGAAAAAAAAUUCACGAUUACCUGAAAAAAAUUGGAUUGAUAGGAAUCCAAUAUUUCUUAUAGAUAAGGGCAUGACCUUAGUAGUUAUUAGCAUCUAACACAACAUGAGAUAUCAGUAAGCAGUUAUCCUCAGCUCAAGAAGAUAUUCUUCGUCAUUUAUAAAUUAUACAAAGUUAAGGUGGUCGCCCCCCUUCUCUUCCACAAUAUUUUGGUCAAAAGACAAUGGUCUUUUGUUCUAAAACCAUAGGAAAAUGUGACGUCAUAUUAUCAGAACAAUAAGCUUCUGUCCGCCACUGUUUGUGUGUGUUGAUUUGUAUUUGUUUUUACCAAGCAUCUUAAGGUAGUUUUUAGGAAAACAAUGAGACCCUCUGCUACAUAACACUGUUUCUAUAUGUCCAACUUAACUGAAUUCGACUGUAUUACACAAUCCUUACUUAGUAGCAAAUAAAUCAUAUAUAUAUUUCAUUAUUUUCUCAUAACAUUUCAAGGCGACUGUAUUUACACCUUCCUUAUAAUUGUUUCUUGCCCUCUUAUGAAAGAUAGUGUGUUUAAUUAUUUUAUUCCAUCAUUUGAAUAUUUAGUGUUAAUUGCUCUUUUUCUU
Messenger RNA from Rhopilema esculentum, 2498 nucleotides. NCBI's taxonomy places the organism in Eukaryota, Metazoa, Cnidaria, Scyphozoa, Rhizostomeae, Rhizostomatidae. The record is from RefSeq and is a predicted model, not a curated record.